UUUUUUUACAGCUGAUACUGUUACUGUGAAUGGUUCGCCAAAUAACGUCGUGUUUUCCUGUUUCUUGCUUUGUGAGACUUUUAAAAAUUGAUUUAAAAUGGAAUUAAGUGUAUUGCUUGAAAUUUGACGCACUGGGACCCAUAUAUCAGUUUCAAGAACCUGACUACUGAUUGUGCAACCUAAGUGAUCAGGUUCGAUUUGUUGCUGACGACCUUCUUCAAUUGCUUGAUCUAUACACGAUUGAAAAAUUUCAGCUAAUAAUAACUCAGGAUCGGAUGGUAAGUUUGUGAUAAGGAAUUUUGAUUGAACUUUAGUAAAAUUAAAUUUUUUUGUAACUUUAAUUUGCUCAUCCAGUUUUUUUACAUAAUCUUCGCCUUCUUGGAGUCCAAGUAUAUUUUUUAUUGUAAAAGGUUUAAAACGUUUUGGAGGUGAUGGCUCCAUUUUAAAAGAAUAAAAUAAAAAUUGAAAAAAUUUCUGUUUAUAAAUCAAUUUUAAACGUAACUUUAUGUUAUGCUUUUCCAAUACUAAUUUAUCUAUAAUUUAUUUUUUCCAAUAAUAAAAUCCAACCUAAAAUCCUAUACAUUUAAUUUCUCUUUGUUAAAUUUGCAUAUUUCUACCUAUUAUUAAUUUAUUUUAUAUUUAUUCCAGGACGUAACACGCCUUUUAAAGGUUAUUUCGCAAUAAUUCCACACUAUUUUCUAUCCAUCCUUCCUCUAACAUUUUUCCAUCUAAUAUUAUAAAUUUGCAUAAACCCUGCAUAGACAUGCCACGCCCAAAAUUUAUUUAUAUAUUUUUCCUAGAUUGAAUAAAUGAAGAGGGAAAUGAAGAGAAAAAAAAUUUAAAUAUUAUAGAGGGAAAAUAAAUUUUGAAAGGGUCAAACCAAGUCAUUUUCCUAUAAAUACUUGUCAACGCACGUGACACGUCUUUUUGGAAUAUUUCGCAAUAAUUAUUUUUGAGUUGUCCUUUGAGUAUUAUUCUUGUCUAGCAUACCACCAUUGAUUUUUCAAGCAUGGAUGAGGAAAAUGCUAUUAUGAAUAUUAUAGAGGGAACGGGUAAUAUCAAAAAAAAUGUGAGAUUUAAAAAUCUCUUUACAGCUUUGGAAUAUUAUUUUGGAGUGGAUAAAUGGUGUGAAGAUUGUCUAGAAUUUUUAUUUUCUGGUGCAGGGGGAGAAAAUCUAAUAGUAAUCGAUGAAGAACGUUUUCAAUUUUGUCUAUACAUGUGUUCGGAUUGCUUAAAAUUGACUAAUUAUAAGAAUUAUAAAUUUAAACAUACUAUCAUUUAAUCAUUUUAUUUACUAUAUUUUUUACAAAUAAAUCUGGAUUAUCAAUAUUAUUUAGCAUUUUAAGGUAUAUAGGAAAUGUAUAAUUUUUAGAAAUAAAAUAAAUGAGGGAAAUACAAUGAUAAGCACAAUAAUUUGAAUUUGGGGAUUGGUAUGAUUUUAAAUUUUUUAUA
Molecule: messenger RNA, 1452 nt
Organism: Meloidogyne enterolobii
Lineage: Eukaryota; Metazoa; Nematoda; Chromadorea; Rhabditida; Meloidogynidae
Source: the annotation of a GenBank genome assembly